AUUAUUUCACCAUUAUUUCAUUUUUAUUAUCAGCACCAAGAGAUGAACAACAAACUCAAGUGGUUGUUUUCAAGCAGUAUGGCAUUAUAUCCAUCUGUUUACAUAUAUGAUCAACAGUCUUGGAAUAAAGCUUUCACAUAUGGGAGACUGGAGGAAGCAAUUAGACUGGCAACUUGGGUUUCAAAGGAAAAGAAGAGAACAGUUCCUGUGUUUCCUUAUUUCCGUCACCUCUACGAAGGAAAACCGUUUGAAUUUGAUUACCUUACUCUUGUUGAUCUACAGAACACAAUUGGCCAGGCAGCUGAUAUGGGUGCAGCAGGUGUGGUCAUGUGGGGAAACAGGCGUGAUGAGAACACCUCUCCUGAAGUUUGCAUUCAGCUCAACGACUAUAUUAAAACAAAACUUGGUCCUUACUUUGAAUCUGUGAGGCGUCAAAUAGAGAUCUGUAGUCAGAAAAAGUGUAAAGGUCGAGGACGGUGUGUCGAUAGUCGACUGAUUUCUUCAAGAUGGGUGGCUGAGGAGCCUAGUUUGUAUGCACCAACUUGUAAAGGAUCACCGAAGCUAUUCUCUCCAUUCAUACAGCAGCAUUCCUCUCACGACAAUCGUCGAGGUGACCAGACAAAAACCAAACUUCACAACUCGAAAAAAAGUGACAGCAAAGGUCACGAUUCGCCAGUGGACGCCAAACCACAUCAUAAACAUGGAUUGAGUUCCGAACAAAGACAGUAUUUAAUGAAAGAGCUCACGCUGCUCAAUGCUACAGGAAGCAGGAAAGUGUUUCUCAAAUCUCGUCAUCGUAAUUCUACCAAGGACUUCGUGGUUUUCAUGUCCACGUCUGACUCGGCUGUUGAGGUGAACAAAGCUCCCCAGGAUGCUGAUAGAGGGGUAGCGGCUACAAGCGGACUGCACUACCAUGACAAGUUAAAUGACAGUCCAAGUUUUACUGAAACAACAUCCAGGGGAGCCAUGGCACCAAGUAAACUAAUGCUUUGUAAUGAAUCGUCACCCGAGUACACAAACUGUGAAAUCAUGAAAGAAAGUCCGUCAGCGUACACAAGUGGAUUCCAUUUUCCUCACACGUAUGUGGUGUUUAUUUGCGCGUCUCUGGGCUCCGCUCUGCUGGUAUCCACUACUUUCAUUAUGAGUUACUAUUACUGCAGUAUUCGCAAGAAGGUAGAAGAUGACGAUAUUCCGCGCGGAGACUGAUAAUCAGUGACAAAAGUAACGAAAUUACUCCCGUGGAGCUUUGUAAAGUGAGUUUCAGUUCGAUUUUAAUCGUCAAUCUUUGGCUGUUCGCCAUAAUUGUUGGAAGCUCGAGACAAAGGUGGAAUGCGUGCGAGCUGUCUUGAUGAGUACCUAGAAGACACAGCAAGGACAGAAACAGCUAUUUCAUACUGGUUCUAUUCCAUGGGAGAAAUGCAGUACAGAAUAACCUCGGUUACUAAACGACGUGUAAAUCUAACUUGUUAAUGGUCCUUUGCCAACUGAAGGUUUCAAAUUCCACCCAAAUUCCUUCUAUGCAAAAGACGAUAAUGUAUGUCAGAUUUUUCUUCGGCCAAAAGAGUGAUAUUGUUGAUAACAGAUUUUGAAGUUCAAUUGUUUACAAACCGCAAAGAUGCAGUUUGCAUCAUAUUACUAGAAGCAUAUCGGUGUAUGGAAUUCGUCUAAACCAGAUCAAUGCAAUAGUUUGUUAAAUUCACGCAAGGGAUUUUCCAUCGUUGAUCAGCGGUUGCGUUACCAGGUCUCAACUGCCUGACCAACGACAACCUUUGAUAUUUAAGGGAAGCCAUUGUGGCAAAUUAUCUGCUUUUUUUUUUUUUUCGUUUUGACAUUUGUAUUUUGUGAGGUAGAAUCCUUUAAAACAACGGAAAUGACAGUAAAAAUAACAGCUCAGCAAUCGGCUUUUGAAAUCACAGGUUUCAAUUUCUGUUUUGCUUACCGAAGAAAAACAUGACGUUUGAUGUUUUGUCAGGAUUAUGAGAUGUAUCUAAACAGAACACCCAUUAGUACCAUGCUUGAGAUCAAAGGCGUCUUGUUGCAAAGUAUAGAGAAGUAUUUUUUUGGUUAAUAAAAAUGU
Stylophora pistillata is the source of this 2077-nucleotide messenger RNA. RefSeq names its product hyaluronidase-1. Gene Ontology annotation, biological process: hyaluronan catabolic process; carbohydrate metabolic process. Gene Ontology annotation, molecular function: hyalurononglucosaminidase activity. Lineage: Eukaryota; Metazoa; Cnidaria; Anthozoa; Scleractinia; Pocilloporidae. The record is from RefSeq and is a predicted model, not a curated record.